AUAUGGAUCAGAAGCCCGGGCAAACAGCCGAGGCCUAUCUGGCCCGGAUGACGGCUUUGUUUACUGAAGCCAAGAAACGGGCAGAUGAGGUAGCAUCCGCAGAGAAGAAGAAGGCAAAGGACGCCAAGGAGGCACGUCUGUUGGCAAUCGAACAGCAGCGCCAGCAAGACGAGGCAGCAGCAAAGGCUGCCGAUGAAGAACGAAAUCAACAACGUGAGAAGAUAUUCAAUGGAGAGCGAGCUUUGCUCACAAUGGCAGCGGACUGGCGAGCCGAGGCCGAGAAUGGUAAGAUGGAAGAGAGUGAAAGCAAGAUCGCUCUACUCAUUUUCCAUUUCAUGGAUCUCCUGGGAACGUGCAUUGCACAGCAGGAGGACAUCCACAGCCUCGACGACGCGGAUCAGACGCACAACCAGGCGUUAACUCAACUCAACAGCCGCCUCCAGCAGUUGGAGCAACGACCCGUCGCCGCCCCCGAUGCCAGCUCCUCCAAUACCUUCAAUCGCCUCAAUACACUGGAGAUCGACGUCGGAGCUCUCAAGGACGACACGCAGCCACAGCAAACCGCCACGCAACAACUGGAGCAGCGGAUCUGUGCCGCCGCUGCCAACCCGAGUUUGGCACCGCAUGAGACGACUCCAACGGUUCGAUGAUCAUGAAGAUCUUCUGCGAUUCGACGAAGACGGACCCGA
Chara braunii is the source of this 689-nucleotide messenger RNA. The record is from the annotation of a GenBank genome assembly. NCBI's taxonomy places the organism in Eukaryota, Viridiplantae, Streptophyta, Charophyceae, Charales, Characeae.